This is a messenger RNA of Vicia villosa (hairy vetch), 1685 nucleotides long. Its product is annotated as GRAS family protein RAM1-like. The transcript has a single exon. The record is from RefSeq and is a predicted model, not a curated record. Gene Ontology annotation, biological process: regulation of DNA-templated transcription. Bases 97 to 1518 code for a protein of 473 amino acids. Gene Ontology annotation, cellular component: nucleus. NCBI's taxonomy places the organism in Eukaryota, Viridiplantae, Streptophyta, Magnoliopsida, Fabales, Fabaceae. Gene Ontology annotation, molecular function: DNA-binding transcription factor activity; sequence-specific DNA binding.
ACCAUAUCACCCUUUUGUGAUCUUCUCUCUCUCACUUACACAAACACACUCUCUCAAACACAAACAAAACUCAUUAUAUUUCUCUCCACUUUCAAUAUGGAAGAUUCAGAAGAAGAUGAGCUUCUAAAUCUCAGCCUCUCCGUUAACAGAGAAAGAAAAAAGAAAGGAAAAAUCAUCACAAGAGAAACCAAUAACAACCACAACCACCACCACCACAACAACAACAACUUCUCUAUGAUUUGUACCAAUAGAAACUCCUACGAAGGCUAUGAAGGAAAAAUCUUCAGACUUCUUCAAAUGAGAGAACAAAUGCUCCGAAAAACCACUCUCAACCUCGAAGAUUCAAACGGCCUUCCCUUAAUUCACCUCCUUCUCACAACAGCAACUUCCGUCGACGAAAACAACUUCGAUUCGUCUCUCGAAAACCUAACAGAUCUUUACCAAACCGUCUCACUCACCGGCGAUUCAGUCCAACGAGUCGUCGCUUAUUUCACCGACGGCUUAACCGCGAAACUCCUCACCAAAAAAUCACCAUUCUACGAAAUGUUAAUGGAAGAACCAACCACCGACGAAGAGUUUCUCGCAUUCACAGAUCUCUACCGAGUUUCACCGUAUUACCAAUUCGCUCAUUUCACAGCAAACCAAGCUAUCUUAGAAACCUUCGAGAAAGAAGAAGAGAGAAACAACCGCUCAAUUCACGUGAUCGAUUUCGAUGUCUCAUAUGGUUUUCAAUGGCCUUCACUGAUUCAAUCACUCUCAGAGAAAGCCACAAGCGCAAACAGAAUCUCCCUCAGAAUAACUGGUUUCGGUAAGAAUUUAAAAGAGCUUCAAGAAACUGAAUCUAGGUUAAUUAAUUUCUCAAAAAGCUUCGUAAACAUUGUUUUUGAGUUUCAAGGUUUGUUAAGAGGAUCGAGAAUAAUUAACCUAAGGAAGAAGAAAAACGAAACUGUGGCGGUUAAUUUAGUUUCAUAUCUCAACAAAUUAACUUGUUUAUUGAAAAUUUCUGACACAUUGGGAUUUGUUCAUUCUCUUAACCCUUCCAUUGUGGUGAUCGUUGAACAAGAAGGUUCUAAGAAUCCUUCUAGAACCUUCUUAUCAAGAUUCACAGACACAUUGCAUUAUUUCGCAGCGAUGUUUGAUUCACUUGAUGAUUGUUUACCAUUAGAGAGUAUCGAGAGGUUGAGAAUAGAGAAGAAAUUUUUCGGUAAAGAGAUCAAAACCAUGCUGAAUAAUUAUGAUGUAGUUGAUGACGGUGGUGUUGAUUGUGCAAAGUAUGAGAAAAUGGAAACAUGGAAAGUGAGAAUGGAGAAUCAUGGAUUUGUUGGGAUGAAAAUGAGUUCUAAGUGUUUGAUACAAGCAAAGUUGUUGCUGAAGAUGAGGACACAUUAUUGUCCACUUCAGUUUGAGGAAGAAGGUGGUGGUGGUUUCAGGGUUUCUGAAAGAGAUGAUGGAAAAGCUAUUUCAUUAGGAUGGCAAAAUAGGUUUUUGCUUACUGUGUCAGCAUGGCAAUCACUUUGAUGAUAUAUGAUAUGAUAUGAUAAGAUAGAUCCUAACUCUUUUCAUUAUCAUUUUGUGUGAUAAUCUGCACUCAAAAUGAUGAUUGAAAAUGUUACUUUAGCUAAUAUUUUUGUCAUUGUUUUUUUCUUUCUUGAGUUGUUAAUUUAAGAGCUUUAAUUUUAUGUAGU